GUGUUUACUUAGGUAAAACCUGACCCAGCAGCCCACAUAUUAUUCAGUGGAGCAUGGAAAAUAGUUCACUCUUAACGAACACUACAAACCAAAAUUGACGUCCCACUGUUUCAGAGCUGUAGAACUUGUUUUAAUCAAUUUCCCUCGAUAAAGCAGCUAGAUUCCUGCCACUUUACCUCCUUCAUCCUCUCUCCACUGAUGCCUGGAGCCAUGAAAACCUUCUUCUUAAUGUUUGCUGCCAUGAUUCUUCUUGCUCAGAUUUUCUCAGCCCCAAGAAGUCUUCAAAGACAGAUACGCUGUCAGAAAAUGGACGGUCGCUGUGAAGUCGAAUGCCUCUCCUUUGAAGAUAAGAUUGGGGGCUGCAGAGCUGAACUGACGCCAUUUUGCUGCAGAAAAAAGAGUCAAUAA
Molecule: messenger RNA, 408 nt
Organism: Odocoileus virginianus texanus
Lineage: Eukaryota; Metazoa; Chordata; Mammalia; Artiodactyla; Cervidae
Product: beta-defensin 107A-like
Biological process (GO): innate immune response
Cellular component (GO): extracellular region
Source: RefSeq, a predicted model, not a curated record